Molecule: messenger RNA, 596 nt
Organism: Drosophila elegans
Lineage: Eukaryota; Metazoa; Arthropoda; Insecta; Diptera; Drosophilidae
Product: histidine triad nucleotide-binding protein 3
Exons: 3
Coding region: 94-522 (142 amino acids)
Molecular function (GO): catalytic activity
Source: RefSeq, a predicted model, not a curated record
CCCUAACUUUUAGUGCAUCUAAUCAGCUGCCAGAGUACAAACUCCUACGCAGUUUAUAACUAUAAAUUAUACCAAUAGUCUUGCAACAAAACUAUGGCGGAAGACAAUUGCAUUUUCUGCAACAUUUCCAGCGGCCAAGAGCCCACCAGUGUUUUGGAAGUGGAAACUGAUGAAUUUGUCAUUUUUAAGGACAUCAAACCCGCCUCCCAGCACCAUUAUUUAGCGGUUACCAAAAAACAUUACAACAGCCUCAAGGUUCUGGACAAGUCCCACGAUCCCUUGGUCACACGAAUGGAGAGCGGUUUGAAGGAGUUCCUAACGAGCAAAGGGAUUUCUGUCCAGGAUGCGUUGUUCGGCUUCCAUUUGCCACCGUUUAUCACGGUCAACCACCUCCAUAUGCAUGCCAUUGCCCCACGAUCCGAAAUGGGCUUCCUAUCCAGAUUAAUCUUUAGACCCUCUGCUUGGUUCAAAACCGCCGACGACGCGCGACUAUACCUUUCCCAAAAGGAAAGCUUGCAGUGAAAUCGGAUUAAAUUAGAUAAUAAAUAGACAAAUUUUGAAGAGUGGUCAAAACAAAUAAAUGCAGCCAAAAAACA